This is a messenger RNA of Chlamydomonas reinhardtii, 2712 nucleotides long. RefSeq lists its product as uncharacterized. The coding region runs from base 98 to 1450 and encodes 450 amino acids. The transcript has 8 exons. The record is from RefSeq and is a predicted model, not a curated record. NCBI's taxonomy places the organism in Eukaryota, Viridiplantae, Chlorophyta, Chlorophyceae, Chlamydomonadales, Chlamydomonadaceae.
CAAACCGUGCACACGUUCGCAAGGCAUAUUUGCUGCGUCACGACUGCGCGUUCGGACGAUGGGCAACACCAAGCUCUCGAUAAAUGUAAAAGGUGAGAUGAUCAAAUCUGCUUGGCUAUGUGUAUCGUUUACGAACGACGCGACCAAGCGAUUGAGCACAUGCCCGCGCCCGCCCGCUGCGCACUACAUUUCCGCAGGCGGCAAAACUGGCAAGGAAGCCGGCGAGGAACCAACGACGCCCCCCUAUGAGCCUGGCGUUCAGAUUAAUUGGCCGCAGCCCGCGCCUGCCGUCUUUGGAGCGCUGUUCGAGGAUCUGGAGAGCGCGCAGGGUCAACUCGACCAGAUGGAGCACGGCCUGGCGGAGGCCCGGAGCAAGGUGGAGGCGGCGCACAAAACCUUUGUCGCGACAAAGAGCCUGGUGCAGUUGACUGUGAACAAGUGCAAGAAAGCGCUGACGGAGACCCAGGAUGAGGUCGAUGGGCUCCUCCUGGCCAUCGUGCAGCAGUGCACUCCCGGGCCCGAGGACUUCAAGGGGCCCUUCCCUGUUGGCGCGGUGGCGGAGGCCCGGCUGAUACGGGGCAUGGUGGGCACGGGGCUGCGUCUGGACCCCGGCUGGGCCUUCGCCAGCGGCAGCGGCGCCUCCAAGCUGCAUAAGGCCAAGUGCGGCAACUUCAGUGGUGGCUGUAACUGGUACCGGUACUACAGCGUGACCGGCCGCGGUAGGACCGGCGUGACGCUGUGCGGCCAUAAAUGCUGCGCGAGUGCCUUUAAGGCGGAAGAGGUGUACCUGUGCGCGCGUGAGGCGGAGGCUAAGGCGGCGGCCGCGGAGGCGAACGCGAACCUGCUGUCGCUGGUGGAGGACAUGGCGGCGGCUGGGCUCGCGAUGAAGGAGGAGGUGGAGCAGGCGCAUGAGCGCGCGGAUGUGGCGGGUGAGGUGGGGGCUGGGGUGGAAGUGGCUCUGUCGGUGGAGGAGGCCAAGAACGAGUUCUUGGGCAACAUAUUGACGAAUGUGCUGGAAGCGUUGGACAAGAAGGAGGCGGAGGCGGCGGUGGAGGUGGAGGAGGCUCGUGUGAGGACGCAGGCGGCGGAGCAGCAGGCGCGUGCUGCAGCGAGGGAGGCGCGCAGCUUCCUCAAGGAGUUCGUCGUGGGCCAGCCGCCCGCCGACCCCAACCCGCUGUACUUGGGCCCCCUGUCCUUCGGCCCCACCGCCGACCUCACCCUGCGCAAUAUGGUGGGCACGGGGCAGCGGCUGCGCCCCGGCUGGGCCUUCGUCAACAAGAGCGACGGGACCAAGCUGCACAAGGCCAAGUGCGGCAACAACGAGGAGUGCAGCUGGUACCACUACGAUUCGCUGGCGGGCCGCAACAGCAUCAAGGCGGAGCGGUGCAAGAGGGAGUGCUGCAAGAACGCGUUCGCGGCAGAGGAGGAGAUGUGGCGUGUGGCGGGUUAGCGGCCGUGUGGUAGGGCCCCUGCUGCUGCCAACGCACUGCACGCAGCGCGCAGCCGCCGCCCAGGGCAUAGGCUGGUGAGGUUGGUGGUGCUGCUGCUGGGGGGAAAUCGUUCAUUUGCACCGCUUGAUAGGUAGGAAUGUGGAGGCGUGUAUGCCUGGCGGAUCAUGAAAGGAUCGGACUGGACAACGUGGAUGCUCCUUAGGGCAGGGCGGACGGAGAGCAGGAUGGAGAGCGUGCAGGAUGGAUGGGCGAAGCAGGAUGAAAUCUCGUUACAGGUGUGACAGGUUGGGUCCCGGCGGCUUGCGCAUAUGUUGUGUGUGUGUGUGUGUGUGUGUGUGUGUGUGUGUGUGUGUUAGAGAGCACAAGGGGAUGAAGGAAACACACAGGCACGGGUAUGCGAUGCACUGCGUUGACACUGGUUGGUGGUGCGUGGCAGGUUUAGCACGGUGUCCUGUUACGCGCAGUGUCAACAUCAGCACGGCGGUGAUAGCAGCACGGUAAACAGCAGGCUACUACGGGGUGAUUGUUUGAUUGCUUGUGUGUACCCGCCUGUGGGAAUGCGUGUGUGUUUUGCGGACCUAAACCAAGAGGAAGAAUCAGGAUUGCAGAAGGUGGCGCUGCGUGCAGUACGUACGUGCAGGAGCCUUACUGUUGCGCAAGUAGGCGUGGUAAGCGUCUGUACGUGUUUGAGUGAGGAAUUCAUGGGUCAGCUGGUGAUUAGCUUGGUUGGAUGCACCCCUGUGUAUGUGGAGGCAGAAGGGGGCUGGCUUAAAUGCUACAACUGUAACAGUGUGCGCGCAGAAGUUCAUGUUUCCGGGGAGGGACGGCUGAUCCACGGCACGGUUGCAAGGACAGCCGCGCGUGGCCGGCCAUCUAAGUUGCGUGGCCCUGUACAUGCAAAGGCGCUACUAUUCAAACUUUUGGAAUGUUGUCAUUGCAUGGUGUAGCGUCUCAGACCCGUUUGCGCGGGGGCCAGUUCGCGGGCCACCGCUGGGGGAUGGCGCGAAAGGCCGCACCCGGCUGACCGUCAUUUCGUGCACCCGUUAGCAUCCUAGCUGAUUGUUACUAGAAGAUAUGCAAGGAUUUCAUCUGCAUACGGCCUUCAUUUGCGAGCGUAAAACCGGGUCGAUCGGCGGGGGCAACCGUCGGCGCCAGCAACCGUUUCGCGACGACGACCGGCCCUUGGCGUUGAAGGGUUUGGGUUGCUAUACAGUUUAGAGCGUCUUAUGUUAAAUUGAGGCCACUGUAAACCUUGCGACAA